AAACUCUCACGCAACCUUUCCACUCUUCCCUUCCAGCUCUUCUAGGUUCGCCGUCUCGAAAGAACUGCGCUUUUACUUCCACUAGGCCAUCUCGCUCUACUAGAGUCUCUCCAUCGUGACGAUGUGUCACGCCCCAGUGGGCCCAUACCCCGUCGGGGCUGCGUCAGCCAACUCGGAGUGGAUGCAACGGCCCGUUGCUGGGCACCCGGUGCUGCCGGCGUCGGAGGGCAUGAUGUCACUCCACCAGAGACGCCGUCGAUUUACGCGCCCGACGUGUGUCAUAGGAACCGCCGGCGGGGCGGCGGAGCGCAGACUGAGCCCAACGGAUCAAGACGCCGCAGAAUCUUCCCCGUCCGCCGCGUCAAACGCCGCGAAUUGCGCGAGCUCUCCUGCUGAAACUGCUAGGAGCCCGUCUGGAGCCGCCUCGUGGCGGCCCGGAGCUGUGCCAGUUCCCGUUCGCAGCCCGAAUGCCGCAGUCGUGCGACGACGCGCAUUUUCGUCUCUCGACAUGGACCUCGAAUGGGGAGCGCCGCAGCCGGACGCCGCCGGCCGCGGGAGCUCGGCGCCGCGUCAAACGGAUCCGCCACGCGGCGAUAUCAUGCGACGUGGGCAAUCACUCAGCGCCGACAGCACUCCCGCCCCCAUGACGAGAUGCUUGGCGUCGCCAACAAAGCCGAAAUGCGGCGGGCCGGCGGCAAACCGCCGCGUGACCUUCAAUCCGCUCGUUCGUGUUCGCGCUAUCCCGCCACGACUGCCGCCUGCCGUCGCCAACGCCGCCGUAGAAGCAGCCUCCGUUGCUACGACAAAUAAUUCAGCUCCCCCGGCGCCCCAAAAGUCGGGGCUGUCAUUUGUUCGAAGGAACAUGACCAACGCGCGGUCCAAGGCGGCUUUGAGCUGCCGGGUCGAGGGGGAAUGUCGACUGGAGAGCAAUCAACAGGGUGUACUCGCACCGUGAAGCUCGCUGUGUAGACUUUUACUAUUAUUAUAAUAUUUAGCACACGCAGUGUUUUUCAAAAAUUGUGUAUUGUGAAAGCUAAACUGAUUGUACUGAAGCUUUGGGCAGCGUCUAAAUGCG
Messenger RNA from Closterium sp. NIES-67, 1075 nucleotides. Lineage: Eukaryota; Viridiplantae; Streptophyta; Zygnematophyceae; Desmidiales; Closteriaceae. The record is from the annotation of a GenBank genome assembly.